AUGCUUUGGCAUGUCGAAUGUAAAAAAGCCCAACCAAAGGAAGUGAUGCUGCCUGCGAACCUGGCCAAAACAAGGGCAGCCGGCCGGGGAGCCUAUGAUUUUAUGUGGUCUCUGGGAGCUCUACCAGACGGUUUUCCCGCUGCGGCUUACGCCGCUUACGCGGCCGGUCGAGGUUACUCAGGCUACCCUAGUUUCGGACUGCCGUAUCCAACAGUGGAUCUAACCAAUGGACAGCUCACUCCGAAUAAUAACACUCCGCUCUUGACUCAAGCAUUGUCAGGGUCAUCCGGUGCCAGUUGGACGCAGCAGCAGCCUUCAGGAGCCGACCAUCAGAGUACAUCUGCACCCCAACCACACCACUUCUCCGUUUCCUUUGCAGUGAUGAACAACUACCAGGCUGCAGCAGCAGCGGCAGCUCAGGGUUUCGGCCCGCCGACUUCACCCCAUGCCACCAACACCAGGGGCGGGUUCCCGGCCGCCAAUUCGCCGGGUCCCACUAUCGAUAUGUACAACAGCAGCGCCGGAGAUAGCGUGGGGUACGUCCAAGCUGCCAGUCCUCAGCCCAGUAGCUUUCCGGCUAUUGCUGUCAGCAGAGCUCCAUUAAAUUAUAGUCCGGGUAUGGGCAAGAAGAAUGAGGGGGUGUUCCCAUGUGCAUCGAAUUUUCACACACCGUACAUAACAAGUUUUUACCACCUUAUCGACCACUGGAGACAAAAUGGAGUUAGUCAAUCAGCCCUGAAAUCAUGGAGAAAUUUGUAAAUUUGCCUAAAUUAAAAUGUUAACAAAUCGAUGUUAACAAACGUUUUCAAAUGUGAACAGGAACAAGAAAAUAAUAAAACAAACUGGAUGUCGAAAACAGUGAAAGAAUCGUGUACAAUAUGUCAUGACAAGAAUGAAGAUCUGAAAUCGUAUAUUCUUGCACAGUUAUAGAGGUUUGUGUACAAACACCUUGCUGAUAUCUUGAAUACAUGAAAGGAAGACAUCUUCAUACUUUUUUCUUUAGGAUAAAGACUAUAUAGAAGUAGAGGCGUCCUAACAGAUUUUUGAAAAUAUGAGUUUAUCUGAAAUAUAUCUGAAAUAACAAAAAUUUCACCUGAUCUAUCAAUCUCAGAUGGGGUAUUGAUAAUUCAGGUAACAUUACGGUGGCGGGUCGAAUAACCCAUUCACUUUGGACCUAACCUAAACUAAUAUUUCAGCCACAUGUUUGAUUAAUCUACCUCAUGACAUUCACUAUAUUAUUGCAUAUUUGAGGAUUGCAAUUUGUUUGAAAUCAAUAGAGUUUGCGCUCUACUCUUAUGCAAUUAUAAUAUUAUAUUACUCUCAGUAUUUGGGAUUAAUUAGAACCAUCUUGAAUAUUA
Molecule: messenger RNA, 1358 nt
Organism: Leptinotarsa decemlineata (Colorado potato beetle)
Lineage: Eukaryota; Metazoa; Arthropoda; Insecta; Coleoptera; Chrysomelidae
Gene: Rbp6
Product: RNA-binding protein 6
Biological process (GO): regulation of translation
Cellular component (GO): cytoplasm
Molecular function (GO): mRNA binding
Source: RefSeq, a predicted model, not a curated record